CUAUGGAUUAAGACAAAGACCUUCUCACUCAAUCAUUGAUUUUUAAUAUUGCUAAUCAUAAAUAAAAAGAGCCAGAUAUCUUUGCUUUUGUAAUUGAUGGAAAGUUGACUCUUCUUGAGAGUUGGAUGCAUUAAUUCAAUAAUGUUGAGGAAAUCAUAAAUUCAAAAGAUUCUGAAGGUAAAACACCUUUAUUUUAUGCUUGGUAUUUCAAUUAUAAUAUUAAGUUAUUAUAACUUCAAAAAUAUUGUGAUGUAUUUGCUUAUGAAAGGAGCAGAUCCAUUUCUAACAUCUAAAUCAGGAUUUACUGUAUUUCAUGUUUGUGCUUAAAGAGGUAAUUUGGAAUGUCUUCAAAUACUCUUUUAAAUGUUUAAACAUAGAUAAAAUAUGGCUAAAUGGGAGGAAUUGAAAAUAACAAUGAAAAAGCAUCAAAUCAAAAAAUCAGACUCAUAAAAAGGGUAAUUGAUAAAUGCAGAUAAACAUUUAAAACAAGUCCAAUAAAGAUUCUAAUAAUUCCAAGCAGUUGUUAGCGAAUAAUAUUAACAAUUUUUGGAUUAAAAUCUACAAUAUUUUAGCAGAGUCAAUGCUACAUUAGACCAAUUUCAAAGAAAUGCUAUACAUUAUGGUAGUCUAUCCAAAUAUACUAAAUGUUUUUAAUGUAUUAGACAAUUGGCAUAAUUUGAUUUUGAAACUUAAGGAUGGGAUUUAUUUUAUGAUAUUUUUAUGGAAGUCUAAUUGUUGGUGUAAACAACAGAAAGUAAGAUUGAUCCAAGACAAUACAAACAAUAUCGUGAAACUAUAUGCAAUUUCUUAAAUUCAUAACUGCUUUAACAAAAACAAACUAAUUUGAUGAGCAAUAUUAAGAAGCUAUAAAAAGAUAUUCUUAAUUAAUAAGAUAGUGAUGGAUAUGUAAAAUUAAAUAUAAUUUAAGACACCUAUGCAUUUGGCCUCUUUUGCAGGGGACUUUGCAGCAAUUCAAUUUAUGUUGUAAUUGGGAGCAAAUCCAAAAAUAAAAUGCAAACGAAAAAUAAGAACUCCCUUGGAAUAUGCAUCAAAUGAUUCUGUGAGAAAAUACUUGAUGGAUCUAAAUAAUGCAGUUAAUGAAGGAGAUGAUAAGAGUUUUACAUUAUUAGUAAAUUGUGGGUAAAGAGUGAAUGGAAAAUCAACCAUCUAUGGGAUAACUCCUGUGCAUAAGGCAAUCGAAUAAACUUAUAAAUCAUCCAAUAAAACCAUGUUAAACAAAGUCUUAGAAAUGGAUGCUGAUGUUAAUGUAAUAGACACUAAUGGAUGGACUCCAUUACAUCAUGCUGCCUUCUAUGGGGAAUUAUGGGCAAUAACUACUUUGAUAGAAAGAGGAGCAUAUCAAUAGAUCUCAUCUAAUAAAGGAUACUAUCCAAUUCAUGUAGCAGCUCUAAACAAUUAAGCAAAGGCUGUUCAAUUGCUAAUAGAGACAGGAAUAGCCAAUUAAGAAAGUUUAGUUGAUUUUCAGGAUAACCAAAAUUGCACUCCAAUGCACUUAGCAGCCAAAAAAGGCCAUGAUUAAGUUGUUAAAGUGUUAUUUGAAACAGGAGCAAAUAUUUAUUCAGUUGAUAAAAGAGAUUGGACUCCUUUGCAUUAUGCAUCGUUUUAUCAAAAUAGAAAUGUGGUUCACUUAUUAAGCAGGUAUGAUGCGGAUGAAGAUCGGUACUGUGCUAUGAGAACAAGCAAAGGUUAAACAGCUGAUUAAAUGACCACGGAUUCAGAAGUGAAGUUUGCAUUCAAGAGUUUAAAUAAAUUCUAAAUUUAGCAUUAUGGAGUGCUGCUAGAGAUGGAGACUUAGAUACAGUUAGAAAAUUAGUGACAUUGAAUCAUCCGAUAAAUGAAUAGACCUAUGGAAAUAAAUUUACCCCUUUGAUUUUGGCCACAAGAGGGAGUCAUUUCCUUAUUGUCAAAUACCUAUUAUCAGAGAAUGCAGAUAAAACACUCAAAGACAAAUGUACUAUAAUUUCCUAAUAUAGAUGGCAAUAGUGCUUUGGAUUAUGCAGAAAAAUAGGCUAAUUAAAAGAUUAAAGAACUGUUACAAGAAUAAUAAUGA
This is a messenger RNA of Paramecium octaurelia, 2071 nucleotides long. NCBI's taxonomy places the organism in Eukaryota, Ciliophora, Oligohymenophorea, Peniculida, Parameciidae. The record is from the annotation of a GenBank genome assembly.